Exophiala bonariae is the source of this 1095-nucleotide messenger RNA. RefSeq lists its product as uncharacterized. The transcript has a single exon. Gene Ontology annotation, biological process: DNA replication; DNA damage response. Gene Ontology annotation, molecular function: double-stranded DNA binding. NCBI's taxonomy places the organism in Eukaryota, Fungi, Ascomycota, Eurotiomycetes, Chaetothyriales, Herpotrichiellaceae. The record is from RefSeq and is a predicted model, not a curated record. Bases 1 to 1095 code for a protein of 364 amino acids. Gene Ontology annotation, cellular component: nucleus.
AUGCCUAAAGCAGAAGUCGGAUCAACCAAGUACAUCGCCAACCAGAUGAAGUCGAAAGGACUUCAACGGUUGCGAUGGUACUGCCAGGCUUGUUCCCGACAAAUGCGUGAUGAGAACGGCUUCAAGUGUCACGUUGCCUCCGAAUCCCACGUUCGUCAGAUGCAGGUAAUUGGCGAGGACCCGCGAAGGGCGAUAAACGAUUUCUCCAACCAGUUCAUGAAAGAUUUCAUUCAACUGCUGCGGACCGGCCAUGGAGAGAAGAAGGUUAAUGUGAACCACUUUUACCAAGAAUACAUCUCGAACAAGCAACAUAUACACAUGAAUGCGACCAAGUGGUCCAGUUUGACGGAAUUCGCCAAAUAUCUGGGUCGAGAGGGCAUUUGCCGCGUGGACGAGGAUGAGAAGAACGAGGGUCGGUCAGGCGCAAGCGGACUGAUGAUCUCAUGGAUCGACAACAGCCCUGAAGCCCUACGACGGCAAGAACAUUUGAGGAAACGAGAACGCCAGGACCGUGGAGAUGAGGAAUUGGAGCAAAGAAUGAUUCGCGAGCAAAUACGGCGUGCGAAGCGGGAUGGCAUGGAUGCGGGUGUUGAGGAUGAAGAAGACCUAAAUGAUGACUUGCCAGGAUCCGGUGAAGGAAUCAGACGGAAGGACGGCGAGAAGAUACGACUAAAUUUUGGGGCGAAAAAGCAAUCUGCUGAUGAUGGUGCGGCCGUUGAAAAACCUCCUAGUCCACCACUCACUGAAGGUGAUGACUCCUCGUCGGACAAGGAGAAAUCCACCGGACCUGGCACAUCCACUACGACGACAUUUACGACGACAGCAGAACCUGCCGUCCAGAAAACACAACAACCAUCCACGAAACCCACUCUGUCGUUCGGCCUAUCACCUACGACAAGUAAACCGAAGAAUGUAUUCGCCGCCACAACCAAGAAGAACGCCUUAUCAGGCAACAAAAAAGCACCGUCAAUCCCUACACAGCGGCCCAUGAGCGAAGCGGAAAGGAUCAUGAAAGAAGAACUCGAGCGAAAACGACAACGAGAAGCUGGGAAAUUCCAGGGCGGAAAUGCUUUCAAAAAGCAACGAGUAUCAUGA